Erigeron canadensis is the source of this 2883-nucleotide messenger RNA. Its product is annotated as F-box/LRR-repeat protein At1g55660-like. The record is from RefSeq and is a predicted model, not a curated record. The transcript has 4 exons. Gene Ontology annotation, molecular function: protein binding. Bases 268 to 1479 code for a protein of 403 amino acids. NCBI's taxonomy places the organism in Eukaryota, Viridiplantae, Streptophyta, Magnoliopsida, Asterales, Asteraceae.
AUUAGUGCUAGUGUGCUACUAAUAAAAGAACCCUCCAACACCUACCAAACCCCCUUUUACCAGUCUCCCUAUUUCCUAUUUCUGUUCAUAUUCUCAUUUUUUCCGGCAGGUAAGGUUUUGUUUCUUCUUUUACAUACAGUAUUUCUUCCUUGAUUCUUGCAUCAUAUCACCUCAAUCUCCCUCCGAUCUGCAUGUCAAUUUACUGUUCAUAUUGUAUAUAUAUAUAUACACUUUGCUUGAAGGUAGAGUAAUAAUUGGGGGAAGAAAAUGGAUUUUAGGGAUGGUAAAAAGAAGAUGGGAAAGAGUGAUAAUGAUUUGGAUAGAUUAAGCAUGUUACCAGAUGAUCUGAUUCACAAAAUCCUUUCUUUUAUUAGCUCUAAAGAAACUGUCAGAACUAGUGCUUGGUCAUCUAGGUAUAGGUUUAUCUGGACUACAAUGCCAUACUUCAAUUUCUCAACUUAUGAUUUUCCUGAGAUGCGGAAAUUUUCCAAGUUUGUUACACAGUUUCUGAAACGUCGCAAUAGUCAGAUAGACGUGUGUUUUCUCGAGCUUAGAUAUACCGGAAAGGUUGCCCUACCACCAUCUGUUAAGAAACUUAUGGACUAUGCGUUCUCUCACAGUCUCCAACAACUUAAUAUUGAAUGUUUAUAUCAGAAAGACAUUGAAUUUCCCCUCUCAGUAUUCACUUCCGGCUGCCGGUCUCUCAAACAUCUCAGUUUGAAAAAUGGAUCCUUUAGAUAUGUCCUUAAAGCCAAAUCAACUUUGGAGCUCCCCGCUUUAACAACAUUGUAUCUCCGAGGUGUCGCUUUCUGUAGUAAUGACCAUACUGGCCUUUUAUCAAAGUGUGCAAACUUGAAGAAUCUCACCUUAGAUUACAACUGUAAAACAGAGGAAUUGAGUAUUUUCCAUUCUGGACUAGCGAAUCUCACGAUUGAUGUAGGGCGCUUCAGUGGUGUAAAUGUUGUUAAUGUGGUUGCACCUCAACUCGAGAAUCUCACUAUCAGAUCCCACGGCAAUAGUAGGCGGAUGUAUGUGAUUUCUGCACCUAAUCUUGCCUCCUUGGCUUAUAGAAGUUACUCUCCUUUGUACCUAUCUACAGAUGGUUUCCAUUGUUUAAACGAGGCAGAUAUUUGGGUUAUAGAUCCAGAUGUUGAUGAUGCUCAUCAGAUGGUUUGUCUGCUUCAACUGCUCCGCAAUGUCAGAUUUCUUACACUUAACUUGGAAAUUAUUGAGCUUCUUUCUUCAUCCGUUGAACUAAUCUCUCAACAACCUUCUACGUUUGUUAACUUAAAGAGUUUAACUAUUUUUCCAAAAAAGAUUUUGGGGUGGGAGACAAAGGGCCUGCCAAAAGGGAAAGUCAAUUUGUCGACUGAAGUAAAAAGAUAUUUGCUGGAUGGUUCACCAGGGGCCACCUUAACAAUGUUUUCCCGUGAGAUCAUGCAGGAGAUUAUAGCAAUCGAAGGCAUCUCAUCAACAUGAAAUCUUAUGGCUGAAUUACGGGUAGGGAUGUGCACGGUUUGGUCCAAACCGGUUAAACCAUUUAAACCGAGGUAUUUGGAAGGAUUGGUUGGUUUUAAAUCAAAAUUUUGAACCAUUGAUUUGUUUUUUCCGUAAACCAUUUGUAUGGUUUGGUUUUAGAUAUUAUACAAUCCGGUAAAACCAAACCGGACCAUUUAGUUAUAAUAAUUGUAAGUUUAUAUUUAUAUUAAUAGUUAAUAAUGUAAAUCAUAUAUAUAUAUACUUAUUUGUCAAAGUUGUAGACAUGAUAUCGAAUCUUAAAUUGUUAGGUUUGUUUUGUCUAAUAAGACUUAUGGAUAUUUUGUUAUGUCAUGAUAUCGAAUCUUAAAUUCUACGUAUUAUUUUUUAGUAGUAUACAUUUAAUUUCAAAAAAAAAAAAAAAUCAAAAAACCGUUUAACCGUCCAAACCAAACCGGAUUAAUUGGUUUUAGUUGGUUUGGUUUGACAUAACAGUUUGGACGGUUUGGUUUGUAAAAUCGUGAAACUGUAUGUAUUGGUUUGGUUGAGAUUUUUGACUAACAUCGUCCAAACCGGACCAUGCACAUCCGUAAUUACGGGUGCUUCUGGAACAAGGAAAAGCUAAUACCGAGACCCAAGAGAAAGCACCAAUGGAGAGCGACAAUGCAAAGAUGCAUAAGAAAAGGGAGGCACAACUUCAAAUUGGGGGAAACAUUGGACGGAGCAAGAGUUGUUGGAAAGAUCUGAGUGUGCAGUUUGAGCAAGGGAUAGCCAAGGCUUGUCUCAUUAUUUCCAUGUUGGAGAGAAUUAAAGGGUUAGUCAAAAAUCUGCCCGCAACAAACCGUGCUAUGAUUCAAUGUUUUUCUAGUCUUUGUGCCAAAACUGACACCGUCUUGAGUAAAAUAAAAGAUUGCAUGAAGAUGCAGUGUGAUGAGAAUCAAAGCCGUACAAGUGUCUAUUUUCAUGAACUUGAUACAAGUACAACAACGGAACCAUCUUCUUAGCAAAUUGUAUGAUGUUUUUUUGUUAUUACCCUAAUGCAAUAGCGAGCAGCCUAUUUGUACAAGUUGGAACGGCAAAGUUAUAAACUCCUAGAAGAUGUUGACUCAAGCAGUAAAGCAUAUCAUUUUUUUGCUGCUAUGAUGCACACAGAUGACAUUGAUCAUAUAUCAUAACGCACAACGCUAAAAACAUCCCAUUAGAGAUGGUCUAAGAUACCACUCAAGUGAACGGUAUUUAAGGUUGGAUUUUUUUCUUUUUUGAUUGAUAAAAGACACGAGAUGUGUUUGGUAGAAGGAAAUGGACAAGGAGAAAUUGAAAUGAUUUCAUUUCCCUCGUUUGGUUGAUCUGAGAAAAAGAACAGGAGAAAUGUAAAAUUCUCAGAGAAAUGCUUCCUUUACAUUUUCA